AGUCGGAUCCUGGUGCCCGGGACGGGCGGGUGGCAGCUGCUGGGCUGCAUCGAGGUCCCACAGCCGGAGCAGGACUGGGGCUGGCUCCGCUGUGGCUUAGGGAGAGGUUUUUCUCCGUCGCCCCCGCCUGCUUGCUUUUGUCUUUCCACCCGGUGGCAAAGGAGGGCCGGGGAAGUGGGGGUGGGGUGGGCCUGGUUCGCCCAGGAAAUCCCCAUGUCUGCGGCAGAUCACCUGCGCGGCCCGGCCGUCAGCUCCUGCGCUGCCGCGGAUUACCGCGCCUCCGCGCCCCUGCCGCGCCCGGGCGCCCGCAGGUAGUGCUGCCGCUGCCGCCGCGGGCCCCCGCGGGGCGAGGCAUGGAGCCCAGCGCCGCGCCGGAUCUCCGCGACGUGGAGCAAAAGCUGGGGCGCAAAGUUCCCGAGAGCCUGGCGCGGCCCUUGCGCGGGGAGGAGCUGACGGGACGCCCCGCUGCUGCUGCUGCUGCUGCCGCUGCCGCGCCUGCCCGCGGUCCCGCCGCGGCUCCCGUCUCCCGCCGCCGCCGCGCUGCCGCCCUGGCCAGGCUGGAGACGAAACUUCACCUCCUGAAGCAGGAGAUGGUUAAUCUUCGAGCCACUGAUGUGAAGCUUAUGCGCCAGCUACUCAUCAUCAAUGAAAGUAUUGAAUCAAUCAAAUGGAUGAUUGAAGAGAAGGCCAUUGCCAGCAGAGGUAGCAGUUUGAGUGGCAGCCUCUGCAGCUUGCUGGAAAGUCAGGAGACAUCCCUCCAUGGCAGCUGUAACAGUUUACAAGACUGUAGUGAUGGACUGGAUGGAAUAUCAGUGGGGAGUUAUCUGGACACCUUAGCGGAUGAUGUCCCUGGCCACCAAACCCCUUCAGAUAUGGACCAGUUCAGUGAUUCUUCUAUUAUGGAUGACUCGCAGCCCCUGCAUAAGCAUCCCAAAAUUGAUUCUGAUGAGUACUACUGUUUUGGUUAAUAAAAACAAGUUCCAGUGGGACACAAAUGCACUUGUACUUAGCCUUUUUCUUUGCUGCUAUUUUAUUUCAUGUGUAAAACCCCCAAACAUGUCUUGGAAGAAAAACAUGAUACUUUGAUUCCAGUUCAUAACUUUUGUGUUGUUUCUAAUAUAUUUUCUCCUAGGUAGGUUGGACUUGGCUUCUCCUCACUUUUUCUUAAUUUAUUGUCGCAGUUUUUCUUUGUCUUAAUUUUUUUACAAUGCUGUAUUUACAGGUCUUUAAAGAUUGUGAAGAAAAAGCUUUAUCUUUAAAAUGAGAUAUCAGAGAAUGAGAGCAAAAAUUUUGUAUUUGUUGGCAAUAAAGUAUCAUCUGAUAAAUGUAUGUUGUAGUAAAUUUUCUUGACUACCAGUUUUGGUCUUUCCAAAGACACUUCUUAUUAAGCCUUAAAUCUCAAUCUUAAGAAUACCUCUAUGAAAUAAUUUUCCAUUUGUAAGUAAUGAUAUUUUAUUCUGUUAAGCUUUCUUCACUUGGAAUAUAAAGAAUUGUAAACUUG
This is a messenger RNA of Apus apus (common swift), 1501 nucleotides long. It is a transcript of the gene LURAP1L, whose product is annotated as leucine rich adaptor protein 1 like. The record is from RefSeq and is a predicted model, not a curated record. The transcript has 2 exons. NCBI's taxonomy places the organism in Eukaryota, Metazoa, Chordata, Aves, Apodiformes, Apodidae. Gene Ontology annotation, biological process: positive regulation of canonical NF-kappaB signal transduction. The coding region runs from base 354 to 968 and encodes 204 amino acids.